AUGGAGGACUCCAAUUCAUGUCUUAAAAGUGACAAUCUAUGCAAAGUAUGUGGGGACAAAGCCUCUGCUGUUCAGCACGAAAGAGCUCCAAGGUCCACUCAAAGCAAUCUGCACCAUUAUCCAUUGGGUUUGUCGGCAAGGUACAGGGCCUUGCACGGUUCAACGUUGUUCUCCAGUCUACCCAUGCAUCUACAGAAUCCUCCGAUGCUGGACACUCCUUUGAAUUCUUCAGCAGGAUUAUCCUCCCACUACUUGCAUCAAGCAUUUCUCAACACUGUCAACAUAACCAACAGAAGUGGAGUCAAAGAUGAUGAAGUAAGUAGUUCUGAGGAAAUAACACAGGAAAAAUGUACAAUGGAAGCUUCGCCCAGUGAUGACUCUAAAUCCCGUUUGGAAUUGCCCAUAAUCAACGAAAAUUGCAGACCUACGAGGCAAUUUGACUUGCCCAAUCUGGGCAUCUUCCCAGCUGAAAACAUUUACGAAUCGUCGGCAAAGUUGCUGUUUUUGGCCAUUAAGUGGGCUAGAUCUAUACCGUCUUUUCUUCAAUUAUCUUAUAGAGAUCAGUCUCUUCUCCUAGAAGAAAGUUGGAGGGAACUUUUUGUUUUAACAGCAGCCCAGUGGAUUCUUCCCAUUGAUGAAGAAUGCAGAGGUUUGUGUGAGCCGGCUCACGUUGAGCUCCUACAAGACCAAACUCACGUCAUGCUUCACGAAUACUGCGCGCAAAAACAAACGCACAGCAAAGGCAGGUUUGGCAAACUCCUGCUAUCUCUUCCUUCUGUUCAAUCGGUCUCCAGAAGAGGCCUAGAGGAGCUGCUCUUCAGACAAACCGUCGGAGAUGUCUCAAUCGAAAGACUUUUGGGCGAUUUGGCCAAAACUACGCAUUAA
Messenger RNA from Brassicogethes aeneus, 885 nucleotides. The record is from the annotation of a GenBank genome assembly. NCBI's taxonomy places the organism in Eukaryota, Metazoa, Arthropoda, Insecta, Coleoptera, Nitidulidae.